Molecule: messenger RNA, 2153 nt
Organism: Tripterygium wilfordii
Lineage: Eukaryota; Viridiplantae; Streptophyta; Magnoliopsida; Celastrales; Celastraceae
Product: pectinesterase-like
Exons: 3
Coding region: 262-1947 (561 amino acids)
Biological process (GO): cell wall modification
Molecular function (GO): pectinesterase inhibitor activity; pectinesterase activity
Source: RefSeq, a predicted model, not a curated record
CAUACAUGUAAUAGACAUUCACAUACAUGCAACACACUCAUAAAUAUACACAAAUAUGUUGUUUCGCAAGAUUCGAAUCCUGCAUCACAAACAGAAAUACACGAAUGAUUAACCAACUCAGCAGAGCUCCGAUGGGUCGAUGUCUCCUUAGCUAAGCACAAUAAAGUCCACUCCAUACAAUCCCUUGUGAGAUCUAAAAACCAGUCCCAUUACUCCACCCAACGAAAUACUAGCCAGUAGUGCAGCUCUCACAGCCAUACCAUGAACAAUCCAAGAAGAAGAAGAUUCUUGCUUCUUCUUCUUCUUCCCAUUUCGAUCAUUGUUUUAGUCAUGGCGUCAUUCUCAACCCCCAAAGAAGACGAAUCACAAAUCCCACAACUACACAUCCACAAACAUACCCAAAUUGCCAACUCAGCUUGUGAAGGCACACUGUAUCCACAACUAUGCGUCUCAACUCUGGUCUCUGUUCUACCAGAUCUCCCCUCCAAAGCCACGAUCCCGCACUUCAUCUCCGCCACCAUAAACCGCACAAUGUACGAAAUCAGAGCCGCCGCCGGAAACUGCAUUGGCGUCCGUGAACGGCUCAAGAACAAUCUAACCCAGAUGGAAGAAAUAGCUAUAAGCGACUGUCUCGAGCUGUUCAAUAGCUCAUUAUCCGAGCUCAAAUCAGCGGUCUCUGAUCUCGCUUACACCAAAUCAGUCCCCCAACACUACCACGACUUGCAGACUCUGUUGAGCGGCGCGAUGACGAACCAGUACACGUGUCUCGACGGGUUCGCUGAUGGUAACGAAAAUGUGAGGGACGAAAUCAAGUUUAGUUUGUACAAUGUGUCUCAACAUCUUAGUAAUUCGCUUGCGAUGCUGAAGAAAGUACCCGGAGUGAACGAAUCGGAGCCCCGGAACACGUUCUCGGGUAUUGGGAGAAUGAAACGCGGGUAUCCUUCUUGGUUGUCGGUCAAAGAUCGGAAGUUGUUGCAGGCUCCAGUGAACAGUACCCAAUUUGAUCUAACUGUGGCCAUGGACGGUACUGGGAAUUUCAGCACCAUCGGUGAAGCGGUUGAUGCUGCUCCCAAGUCGAGCACAACAAGGUUUGUGAUAUAUAUAAAAGCAGGGGCGUACUUUGAGAAUGUGGAGGUGGAGAGAAAGAAGACGAUGUUGAUGUUUGUGGGAGAUGGGAUUGAGAAGACGGUGGUUAAAGCCAGCAGGAAUGUCGUUGAUGGAUGGACUACUUUCCGAUCAGCCACAGUCGCGGUGGUAGGCAACGACUUCAUAGCGAAAGGCAUAACAUUCGAAAACUCGGCCGGGCCGACCAAACACCAAGCAGUGGCCUUGAGGAGUGGUGCAGAUUUCUCAGCAUUCUACCAAUGUAGCUUCGUCGGCUACCAAGACACUCUCUACGUUCAUUCCCUUCGACAAUUCUAUCGAGAAUGCGAUGUUUACGGCACAGUCGACUUCAUCUUCGGCAACGCAGCUGCAGUUUUCCAAAACUGCAACUUAUAUGCUCGCAAACCGAACGAAAAUCAGAAAAACAUGUUCACAGCACAAGGAAGAGAAGACCCGAAUCAGAACACCGGAAUUUCAAUCCUGAACAGCAAAAUAGCCGCUGCAACGGAUUUAAUUCCGGUGAAAUCUUCCUUUAAAACUUAUUUGGGUCGUCCAUGGAAGGAGUAUUCGAGGACUGUCAUUAUGCGUUCUUACAUUGAUGACUCUGUCGACCCUGCUGGAUGGCUUGAAUGGAAUGCGACGUUUGCACUGAGUACUCUGUGUUAUGGUGAGUAUAUGAACAGAGGUCCCGGGUCGAAUACGAGUGCGAGAGUGACAUGGCCUGGUUAUAGGGUCAUCAACAGCUCUACUGAGGCUAAUCAGUUCACUGUUGAGCCAUUUAUACAGGGGAAUGAGUGGCUCAAUUCUACUGAGAUUCCAUUUUUGGUUGGACUGAUGAGUUAAUUAAGAGCGAAGAAUGCCAGUUGGAGGAGUAUGUGUCAUAGUGUCAUGUAUCAGUAAUGAUAGGUAUUGCAGUUAUUCCAACUACUGAAUUUGUAUGCACAAGAUUCUAUGUGUAUCAUGUUAGACAUGUGGAGUUCACAAAUUCAUUUAAAUUUUGUGUGUCAAACUUGGCAGUUGGGGCAAUAAAUAUCUUCGGGAUAUCAAUU